Messenger RNA from Wickerhamiella sorbophila, 3411 nucleotides. RefSeq names its product Bud site selection protein RAX2. Lineage: Eukaryota; Fungi; Ascomycota; Dipodascomycetes; Dipodascales; Trichomonascaceae. The transcript has a single exon. The record is from RefSeq and is a predicted model, not a curated record. Gene Ontology annotation, biological process: cellular bud site selection; positive regulation of establishment of bipolar cell polarity regulating cell shape. Bases 1 to 3411 code for a protein of 1136 amino acids. Gene Ontology annotation, cellular component: cellular bud neck; cellular bud scar; plasma membrane of growing cell tip.
AUGCGAAAACGCUGUAUUUUUGGCUUAUUCUUUCUAGGGAUAUCAUACUCCCCGGCAGAUGCGACCAUUGUAAACCCCAAGCCGAUCUCUCAACCAGAGAUCAAUAUAACGAGUCUUGGGGAAUUGGGCGUGUUCGGAAACUUUGACACUUUGACACACAUUAUUUAUGAAGGACAGGGCUCUGUACUGGAUCCUCCAAUUGUUAAUGACCAGAUUUUAAGCCAACAAAAUAAAACAACAUUCCUCGCAUCCUCCCUGGUGGACGGCACAAUUCAAGCAUCAUGCCAAGUUGACAGCAAUACGAUUGUAAUGGCUGGCAAUUUCAGCCAGAUUCUUAAUCAAUCUGCCCACGGUAUAGCAGGACUAGACCUGAGUACUGGACGUUUAAUCCCUAUGGAUGGAAUUGACUUUAAUGGUAACGUGAACGUACUUUUUUGCAAUGGCAGCACAGUCUUCGUCGGAGGUGACUUUGAAUAUUCAGGGAGCUCGGCGGUUGCUUUAUGGGAUGUGUUGAAUAAUAAAUGGUUGCCUGCCCCCUGGGGUGGAUUCACUGAAGGCUCCGUGGUUAAUGCAAUCACUCAAUUUCAUGACAAUCUCGUUUUUGGUGGUAAACUUACUGGCAUAAAUGCAAAUUUCACGGCAAAUAAUACCAGGACCGAGCAGGCCCAGCAGCAGUUGGUUCCUUAUUCUCAAGCCAGUGUCACAAGUUCCAAUGGUGUUGCAGGCCAAGACGAUAAUUCAAUUCUAUGCUUGAAUGGUGCUGGUUGGAACGCUCUUGGAAAUAAUGCUGUUGCUACGCUCAAUAUUGAUUUUGGACUCACAAUUCUUCCUGUUCGUAUGCGUCUUCAAAAUCUUGCAGGUGAGAGUGGCACCAAAGUGUUUCGGCUAAUAACGCACCCAACCAAUGGUAUCAUGAACCUCACAUGGACAGACACUAACGGCACAAAUAGGUACUGCGAUGCUCAAUGUCCUCUGCCAGCGUCUUCUGAAUCGCUAUUCACAGACUUUACCUUCGUGAACGAGGUGAGCACUACUUCUGCAGAGCUCGUGUUGUUGGACAGUUACGGGGACCAUGCAGGGUUAACUUCAGUGCAGUUUUAUCAGCAAGACUACUUUAUUUCCCCUAACAAUGAGUGGAACUUGCCUCUCAGCUGUCAGGAAGCUCAAAAUACUGCCGAGGUUGACUCGUCGGGCUCGUGGACGGUGUCAAAUCAGACUACUGGCGAUUACAUGGUGUCGUAUAUCUCUGAAUCAAGCCAAUUACAAAAUGCAAAGUUAGCAAUUCAUCCCAAUGUCGAUAUUGAAGCGAAAUAUUUGGUUCGCUUUUAUACACCAGGAUGUGCAGAGAGCCAAGACUGUUCAUUAAGAGGCCAGGUAAAUGUCACAACUUAUCCCGGUCACGGGGAACCGAAAUCGGUACAGUUGUAUCAAACGAAUGAACAACUCAAGUAUGAUGUGGUAUACGAAGGUCUUUUAAGUCCAGAUGCCUUUGUGGAGGUUGGUAUGGUUGAUGGGCAGGAGGUGCCUCUGAACUUUGUUGCUGGACAACUGGUUCUUGAAUUCCAGGAAGGCGCAUCUUCUGUCAAAAUUGGUAACUUGUUUGAGUAUUCUCAGAAGAAUUUCACAGUGUCUGCUCAAAACUCAUCUUUCAUUCCUGUUGGUGCUACAUUGUUGAAUACAUUAGGGACGACGCUUGGCUCAAACUCAACGGUUGAUGCCUUAGCAUUCACAAAUGACACCCUCUACAUUGGUGGAAGAAUUUUUAACUCUUCUUUGUCUGGACUUUUAGCUGCUUCGUCUGAUUCUGUGCAGUCGAUUGAUGUUUCCGUCCCAGUGAAAUCGCUAACGGUUUUAAACGAGACUGUCAUCGCGAGUUCCGAUGCGACAUACAAACUUGAUGGCACAGAACUAAUUCAGAUCUAUUCGGACCCUGCGCGUGUUGUUCCUUUCGAGCUCAACGAUACUUCUUAUUGGGCCUUCAGCUCCCAAUCUGAUCUGGAGCUGUACAACCCUCAAACGAACGAUAGUUAUAACGGCGACCUUUCGAUACAAGGGCAUUUGUCUGCGAAUUUUGAAAUUAAUGGUGUGAACUUUUAUUUAGGAUCUCUCCAGAUUCUUAACAAAGCUCAAGGUGGUGCAACACUUGACACUAACUUCAAUCCCACUAGGUUACCAUACAACCUCAAUGAAGGUACAGGAAUUAUCAGAGCAGCAGCAUAUUUGAACGAGAGUUUUACUGCUGUUGUCGGUGAUUUUACCGCAAAUACUACUCAUGGGGCAGCUCGAAACGUCAUGCUGGUUAGCAAUUCGGAGUCUUUCCCUUUGGCUAGUAACGACCUGCCCAAUGGUAAGUACUUGUCGGUUGCUUGCAACAACUCGCUCUUGGCAUUAGCGGGCUCAUUCAAUGGAGUUAUUGAUGAUCAUCCAGUUAACGGUUUUGCACUCUAUAACUAUUCUGAGUCCACUUUCGUUGGUAUUAGCUCCGGUCUAGAUGGGGCUGUUCAAGUUAACAAUGUUCUGUUCCGUCCCAACACGGCACAAGCGAUUGUCGUCGGUGAGUUUAACGGAACCAGUGAUGUUCCAUGUGGAAGUAUAUGCCUAUAUGAUGCCAACAAGGACAAAUGGUCGGCCGCUGCGAAUAACAGCUUUACUCGAGGUGUCGUACAAGCUGAGCUUAUUGAUCAAGACAAUUUAUUAGUCGCCCUGGACGAUGGAGGCCUUUCGAAAGUUUCUCUACACAACGGAUCGGUGACCAAUAUCCCAUCGGUAAACGUGACCGGUUUCACUUUAUCGUUAAACUCAACAAUAGUGUACGCCUAUGGUCCUCAAAAUGCAUGUGGAGUAAGUUUUUGGUCUAUGAGCCGCUGGACGGAUCUACCAACUCCAUUUGCAUCUCCCUCGAGGAUUACUUCCCUGUCCAUUUUGCCGACAGUGAGCAAUAACUCAUCAUCACCUCUUGGCGCAAACGAGGUUUUGGUAGUGUUUGGAAGCCUGAACUUCCCAGGAUACGGACAGAUUUCAGCGGCGACUUUUGAUGGCGAGGAUUGGAGUCCGCUAUUCAAGACUACAACCCUAGGCUCUCAUUCAAAUGUUGUUAUAAGAAGCGUUGCUGAGCACGCUCGGAAGAUAUCACCCAUUGAAUACCACAGCAACCCGAGCAACCCGAGCAGUUCGUCGAAGCCCACAGAGCAUCCCAAAGACGAGAGAAAUUAUAUGUCCAGAGGCCGUAUUGUUGGCAUAUCCUGUGCAAUUGCUAUUGGAUGCGUUUCACUACUAAUUGUUUUGGGCCUUAUAUUCUCCUGGGUAACCUCUUACAAUGCGAGACGGCAGUACAGCGCCAUGAGGGUUUCUGAAAAAGACAUGGUGGACGCUUAUACACCCGAACCGUUACGAGGUGUGUUCGCCCAAUGA